UUCUCGUCUUUAGAAAAGAAAGAAAUAAAAAGAGUUAUUUUGUUGGUAUUAUAUAUCAAUCAUAUUUCUGCAAUCUUGCAUAUCAAGUCUGAACUGAACCAAUUCAACUUCUUUUGUUUUCAUUCGUUGAUGGCUGGCUCCAGUCUAAUCUCCAGGUUGCUUUGGUCUCCCAGUCAAAGAUGAACACUCAGUGAAGUGCUCGUUGGUGUUGGACUAUUUCGCAAUGGAAAAGAGGAAAUGGUUGUGGAAGAGGAAGCCUUCUGACAAAAGUCCAUUUGAAAGUGAGAGUUCGCGGUCGAUAUCUUCGCAUUCAGAGAGAUACUCUGAUGAUCCGGAGGCAUUCGAGUCAUCUCCUAGUCACGACACUCAAUCACCUGAAGUCACAUCAAAAGCUAUGGAAAGUGCUGAAGAUGUUAGUGGCGCUUCAUCAAAGAAAGAUGUUAAUGAUAGUAUUCAAAGCCUGACAGAGAAGUUAUCAGCUGCUUUAGUAAAUGUUAUUGCCAAAGAAGACUUGGUGAAGCAGCAUGCAAAAGUUGCAGAAGAAGCUGUUGCUGGAUGGGAGAAGGCUGAAAAUGAAGUGGUGGUCCUAAAGCAACAACUUGAAUUUUCAGUUCGGAAAAACUCAGUUCUUGAAGAUCGGGCGAACCAUCUUGAUGGGGCCCUCAUAGAACUUGUUCGGCAGCUACGACAAACAAGGGAGGAGCAGGAGCAAAUGAUUCACGAAGCUGUGAUGAUGAAAACCCGAGAGUGGGAAACCACUAAACUCAAACUUGAGAGCCAGCUUCUUGAGCUCCAAAGCAACACUGAAGUGGCUAAAUCUGGAUCUCAUGCAAAUAUUGAUCCUGAUAUUUGCCAGAAACUUGAAUAUUUGGAGAAGGAGAACUCAGCUCUCAAACUUGAGCUCCAAUCACAAUCUGAAGAGUUGGAAAUCAGGACGAUCGAGUGGGACUUGAGUACCCAAGCAGCUGAGAUGGCCAGCAAGCAACAUUUAGAGAGCAUAAAGAAGGUGGCCAAGCUUGAGGCUGAGUGCCGGAAGCUUAAAUCAAUGCCUUGUAAAUCAUUCAGGGUUAAUGAUCAUAAAUCCACUCUUGCCUCCUCUAUUUGUGUUGAAUCCCUUGCAGAUAGUCAGUCAGAGAGUGGAGAGAGGCUCAGCUUGGGAGAGAUUGAUACUCGCAAAAUGAGUAGUUCAGAGUCAAAUAAGAGUGAACAUAGUUGCUCGGACUCGUGGGCAUCUGCCCCGAUUUCUGAACUUGAUCAGUUCAAAAAUGACAAGACUGUUAAAAGAAAUAUCCAAGCCUGUUCUGUUCAAAUUGAUCUCAUGGACGAUUUUCUUGAGAUGGAGCGACUUGCUGCACUACCCGAAACCAAAAGUGAAAGCCAUGGUUUUGCACCAAUAGUUUCCAAUCAAUCCACUAAUGGAGAAAGCUCCCUGAGAACUGAACUAGAAGCCCUGACUCGUCAGAAAGCUGAAUUAGAAGAGAAGCUAGGGAAGGUGGAAGCACAGAAAGCUGACCUGGAGAGUGCUCUAUCCACAAGUCAAGACCGUAUUGAGGUAUCCCGGCUUCAGCUGAGGGAGGCAGAACUAAAGUUGGAGGAGUUGCAAACAGAGCUGAACAUCGUGAAAGAAACCAAGCAAGUUGUCGAGUCUAGACUCAUUAGCAUGGAAGCAGAAGCAAGGACCAUGUCAGCAAAAGUUGACGCUUUAGAAGUAGAGGUUCAGAAAGAGAGGACUUUGUCAGCAGAAAUUGCAGCCAAGUGUCGAAAAUCAGAGGAAGAGCUAUCAAGGGAGAGGCAGGAAAUUGAACUUCAGAAAACUACAAGCUCGAAUGGUGAAUUGAAGAUAAAACAGGAGGACAUAGCUGUAGCUACUGGAAAACUUGCAGAGUGCCGUAAAACAAUAGCAUCUCUUGGGAAUCAGCUGAAAUCUCUAGCAACACUGGAGGACUUCCUGAUUGAUACUGCCAACAUAUCAGAGCUUUCUGCAGGUGCAUCCGUGAUAUCUAAAGCUGACGGAGAAUUGUGGAAAUUGCAUUGUAAUGAAACAUUUUUACCUAAAAGAGAUUCUUAUUCUUCACGAAUGGCCGAUGAAAGUUCUGGCCCUUUAGUAAAUAAAAAUGAAGAGAACUCCCCACCAUUUUCAUCUUCAGCAACUUCAGCUGCUGCAUCGUCAAUUCAUGUCAUUUCUGAGAAGAAUCGAAAUGGGUUUGCGAAGUUCUUCUCACGUACGAAGAGUGGGAUAAUUUAGUGAGGAUGUACAAAACAAGGAGUAAAUGGUUUCUCAGUUGUAAACAGAGAAUUCUGGACUCUUUUCCAUUUGAAAGCUGAGGAUUACAUGCCCGUUUAAUCGGCAGCAAAAGAGUUUGCUCCAUUUCCUUUUCAUAUGAAUGGGGAUCUUUGCAAUCUGAAAUGCCAGGCAAGUCCUCUGUUUAUGUUUUGUUUAAUGAAAUGAUCAUUAGAACGAGAUUCUGAUUCUUCACGAAUGGAAGAUGGUGGGAAUACAUCUCCAUUUUCAAA
Molecule: messenger RNA, 2514 nt
Organism: Juglans regia (Persian walnut)
Lineage: Eukaryota; Viridiplantae; Streptophyta; Magnoliopsida; Fagales; Juglandaceae
Product: filament-like plant protein
Exons: 6
Coding region: 224-2245 (673 amino acids)
Source: RefSeq, a predicted model, not a curated record